This is a messenger RNA of Homo sapiens (human), 485 nucleotides long. It is a transcript of the gene KRTAP19-5, whose product is annotated as keratin associated protein 19-5. Bases 52 to 270 code for a protein of 72 amino acids. NCBI's taxonomy places the organism in Eukaryota, Metazoa, Chordata, Mammalia, Primates, Hominidae. The record is from RefSeq and is marked validated. The transcript has a single exon. Gene Ontology annotation, cellular component: cytosol.
ACACUCAGGAUCUUGCCUUGAGCAGCAUACCAACUCACCACUCCUGACACCAUGAACUACUACGGCAACUACUAUGGAGGCCUGGGCUACGGCUACGGAGGCUUCGAUGACCUGGGCUAUGGCUAUGGCUGUGGAUGUGGCAGCUUCCGCAGACUGGGCUAUGGCGGUGGCUACGGAGGCUACGGAUACGGCUCUGGCUUCGGAGGCUAUGGAUACCGCAGCUGCCGUCCAUCAUGCUAUGGAGGAUAUGGAUUCUCUGGAUUUUAUUGAAAUCCUUCCCUGACAACCUAACAUGAGGGGACAUAAGAAGAUCACCCAAACCUGACUGCAAUAACAAACAAACGAGGUCACCCUGGAUCAAGCCAAGAUCAAGAGCAGUUAGCAUCUAAGAGGUUUAAGAAUACCUAUCAUUCCAUAAUUCUUUGCUUUAUGUCUCUGGAUGUGUCUUACUUGUACCUUUAUAACUGUGGGGUUUCUCUGUUCCU